This is a messenger RNA of Radiomyces spectabilis, 2361 nucleotides long. RefSeq lists its product as uncharacterized. NCBI's taxonomy places the organism in Eukaryota, Fungi, Mucoromycota, Mucoromycetes, Mucorales, Radiomycetaceae. Bases 1 to 2361 code for a protein of 786 amino acids. Gene Ontology annotation, molecular function: clathrin binding. The transcript has 3 exons. The record is from RefSeq and is a predicted model, not a curated record. Gene Ontology annotation, biological process: clathrin-dependent endocytosis; clathrin coat disassembly. Gene Ontology annotation, cellular component: intracellular membrane-bounded organelle; cytoplasm; vesicle.
AUGACCAGCUUGGACCAUGAGCCUCGGUUACGGCCAUGGGAAAAAAGGGUAUCGUCCGCUCCGUCUGUGCCGAAAAAGCCGCGCGAGCUGUCGACAGGUCUACAGCACCACAACGACAAGGAAGCAAACCACACGUCAUCGCCAGCCUUGACCGAGUUGCCAGAGCGAUUGUCUCCAGCCAUUUCCGCGUCCAAACCACAAACAUCAAUAAAUGGCUCUCAGAGUUCCCAAAAAGAGUUAUCAGAACCGCAUCUUGUUCUUCGAAGGCAUAUGAAUCCCAAACUGUCCGUUGUUCAUUUAUCCAUGUACACCUCUUCAUCGCCGCAUAACCUCAUUACCCCGACAUACUUGGCGUCACAUUCCAUGGCUCGUUUGAAAUCAAGCACAACGACGAAUGCCAGUCGGGACAAAGCAUCCUACUCAAGAAACAUGAUGAGUCCAGACAAUGGAAUGCGAUUGCCAGCAUCGACAACCGAAACAUUCCAGUCACCCGUUGCCAGCGGAACAAACAGCGCGUCAACCAAGCUUGGCUUCAAUGACAAACACUCUCCUUUGUUCUCCUCGGGCCGGCCACAAUCGACCGCAUCAUCGUUUAAACAGCAUACAACAUUUUCUUCUCCGAUCAGUACCGGUGCAACAUCCUUUUCACCACUGAACCAGAGAAAAGCCAAUCCGGACUUGGAGACACUUGUAGAAAUGGGUUUCGACUACAUCAAGGCAAAGCGUGCUUUAGAAGCCUCCAACGGUCAAUUACAAGCGGCUAUCGAUCGACUCAUCAAUACCGCCGGUGAAACUGAUCGGGCCUCCACACCAGCACCAAGCCAAGAUGAGGAUCUGCUUCAGUUGAACACAGGUUCCUCAGCUGGAACCCCGAAAGCAGCAACAGAGGCUCCCACGCAGGCAGCAGAAGCCUACCAAACGCGAUUUUCAGCAGCCUCAGCGUGGAGCAGUCUAGGGGAAAAUCGGAAUGGGCGUGAUGCAGGUGAAGAGGACAGCGACAGUUCAGACGAAGAUCCAGCGAUAGAGCGCCAAAGGGAAGAGGAAUGGAAAAAGCAGCAAGAGCGCAUUCGUAAAGAAUACCUGAUGCAAAGGAAACAGCAACAAGAACAACAGAACAGGCCGACGAGGGAAGGCUUUACAUCGAGUUAUCCCAAAGCAUCCUUACAGACACCAUCGCCACUUCGAUCGCAAGCAUCUACAGACACCGUUACUAUUGCUGCCAAAGAAAAAUUCUUGGGCGACGAACAGUACAACUUGGGCCAUUUCGAUGAAUCGAUUACUUCGUAUAGUCGUGCCUUGGCAGCUCUACCGAGAGAUCAUGAUCAGGUAGCGGUUGUCAGCAACUUACGCGCAGCCGCCCGCAUGAAAUGUGGCGAUUAUAAAAGAGCAGUAGCGGACGCCGACACUGUGUUAGAUAUUGCCCGGCCGAAAACAAUCAGUAUAACUGACAGCAGCGAGUACUGGAGACAGCAAGUGAUCACAGCGUUGGGACAAAAAGCAGCAGCUUUGGAACAUAUAGAGCGUUACAAGGAAGCACUGACCAUCUACGACGAACUCGCCAAUACCGUGGAUACGAAUAACCCGCAAUGGUCACAAGCAGCUGCACGGUGCCGGACAUUUGGCAAAAAGGAUCGUACGACCAUACCAUCCACACCACAGCAAUCCUCAUCCACAUCACAGAGUCAAACAUCUGCUUUCCCAAAUCUCGAUUAUUCCAUCUUUGAAAUGCAGAGUCCAGUGAAGAGCCGAAAUCCGUCACCAGCAUUUCCAAAUGUCGGAUCGGCUCGCGCCAGUCCCAUCCCUCGUUUCUCAACCCCUUCAUCUGCCGUGUACGAUACUUCAGUUCCUUCUCCACUUCGCACAUCAUCCGUACAGACACCGGCUACGCAAAAACCUCAACCGUCGGAAACAAUGGGCCAUGGUGGUUUCGCUGCGUCGGCUGCAUCGUCGCCAAUGAAGCCCAAACCAUCGACUGCGAAACCGGUGGUAGUAGGGAAAGCAUUGGCUUCUUAUCGAGCACGCGAGGCAGAACUGCAAGCGGAGGAAGCGGAAAAACUCAAAAAGGCGGAUUUUGUCAACGAUCGCAUCAACAGUUGGAAGUCAGGAAAGGAAAACAAUUUGCGUGCAUUAUUAGCGUCAUUGGAUAUGUUGAUGUGGCACGGUGCACAAUGGCGGGGAACUCCCAUGAGCGAAUUGGUGGAUCCGAAACGAUGCAAAAUUGCAUAUAUGAAAGCGAUUGCCAAGGUUCAUCCGGAUAAGUUACCUGCUUCCACGACGGUUGAACAACGUAUGCUUGCAAGUGGCAUCUUUACGACUCUGAAUGGUGCAUGGGACGCCUUCAAACAGCAAAACAAUCUUUAA